Bufo bufo (common toad) is the source of this 1578-nucleotide messenger RNA. RefSeq names its product zinc finger FYVE-type containing 19 (gene ZFYVE19). The transcript has 11 exons. Gene Ontology annotation, cellular component: cleavage furrow; centrosome; midbody. Lineage: Eukaryota; Metazoa; Chordata; Amphibia; Anura; Bufonidae. The record is from RefSeq and is a predicted model, not a curated record. Gene Ontology annotation, molecular function: metal ion binding; phosphatidylinositol-3-phosphate binding. Bases 61 to 1365 code for a protein of 434 amino acids. Gene Ontology annotation, biological process: mitotic cytokinesis checkpoint signaling; abscission.
UUGUGAGGUUUGUUGCCUGUCAGUGGUCACAGGGCUUGUAUUGUGUGUCUGACGGCUGGCAUGGAUGGAAGGUGCUUUGGUUGUGCUUCCAAGUUUUCUAUAUUCAAAAAAGAGUGUGGCUGUAAGUCCUGCCGGCACGCGUUCUGUGCGGGAUGCCUUGCGUUCACAGCGCUUUUACCUGCGUACGGUAACACCAAGCAGAAGGUCUGCAAGAAAUGUCACGACAGUAUCAACAAUGCCAAGACACCAAGGAACGAUGCAUCUAAAUGGUCUCCCCCAGAGAAUUACAAGAAGAGAAUGGCAGCCCUGGAAGCCAAGCAAAGUCUGAAUAAAGAGAUGCAGAAAGGUCAAGGGCAGUUAUGUACUGGAAACAACGCCCGGUAUCAGGGGUUGUCUCCAGAAGACCACGCUAUUGCAGAACGACUGGCAAAACUCAAGCAGGAAACCAAACCUAAAGCAAUCCCUUCCACUGCUGAAAUAGAGUCCAGGAUAGAGGCUUUACGUAAGGAGACACAAGCACCUGCCCCGUCCUUGCAAGAAAUGGAAGAUCGACUCGCUGUAUUACAAGGGAGGGUUCCACCAUCUACAGCAACCAAGCCGCAACAUCAAGCACCUGAUACCAGAAGCCAAACACAAAAAGUAGACGACCUGCUAACCCAACUGAAAGAUGAGGUAGCCAUAGAUCAAAAGUGUGACCCAGAUUCUCAGCAAGAAUUCCCUUCUCAACCUGUAAAUGACCUGGGUAAGGCGGAUAAUGUGGAUGGCUGGACGGGCCUUUAUACUGAAUUAGAUGCGGCACAGCUGGAAAAGGAAAAAGAGAGGAUUUUGAGCAAAGCAGCAAUAGAACUGCAAGAUGAGAACACGAGGCAAGAGAAAAUGUUGGAGAUAGCGAAAAGGCUGGCAGCACUACAAGGGAGAGAUCCUGAGACAGUAACUAUGGACAACUUGAAACUACCGGAUAGUGAUGAAGAAACAGAGGAGGAAGCGGUGCAGAGGAUUCUGAAGCAGCUGUCUGAAGAAGUUUUUUUGGACAAAGCAAGUGGCUAUAAUGAUCUCUCCGAUCAAACGAGAACUGCCAGCAACCACAAAGAGGUGAAAGCGGGAAACAAACAGCCCUCAGCGCAAAAGCCUGCAGCACAGAUCCAUCCUACGAGGAGCACAGCAGGAAAGGUCCAAGAGCCAGACAGUGAUGAGGAAGAGCUGCCCUGGUGUUGUAUCUGUAACGCGGAUGCUGCUUUGCGAUGUCACGAUUGCGACGAUGACCUGUACUGCAAGAGAUGCUUCAGGGAAGGACAUGAUGAAUGUGACCGGAAGGAGCAUCAAACCUCUGCCUAUCGCCCUCCUCGAAGAAAGAAAGGGAGAUGAAGAUGGCCAAGUUAUGAUCAUGAUUUGUUUACUUGGCGCAGGAAAUGCAGAAAACUUCACAAAAAUAAAGACAUACUGUAAAAUUAUAUGUAUACACCUAAACCUGUUGUCUCUAAUUUAUGGCUCUCUAGCAGCUGCAAAUCUACAACUGUCAGGGCUUGGUGGGAGUUGUAGUUGUUGGAGAAUCAGCGUUUUGGGACCGGUGGUCUAGAC